AGAAAUGUUCUUCGCACGCAAGAAUGCGCGAAGAUUGCGUUCGAAAUAAUGUCGAGUUCAUUCGUCGACAGAACAAUAUGUAAAAUUGGACUGUUCAAAGUCACACCAGGAAAGUUGCAUCAAGGCCAUUUUCUCAUCAUCGUUUCUCACCGCGAGAAGUGGGGAUGCCGAUAUUGUCCGCUCACCUAUAUCUGAAAGGGGGUCUCGGUGCUCUCUCGUUGGUAGUCAAUAGUAUAUCACCGGCUCUUGGAUCGUAACGGCACACGAAAUACUGGAGAGUUUUAAUGAGAGUUCUGCUAUAGCGCAUAUAACAUGAUAUUAAAUAUCAUUCCUUGCACGACGCUGCUUUAUUGGAUCGCGGCUAUUGUGUCGGGUGGUGUAAUAUUGCUUCUGAUAGGCCUCCGUUUGUACGUUUUUUGCACUUUGGGCAUUUGCAAAAGUAAAAACCGUAUGGAUGGUAAAACGGUAAUAAUCACCGGAUGUACCUCCGGUAUUGGUAAGGAGACAACAAGGGAUCUCGCCAAGAGAGGUGCGAGGAUCAUUAUGGCAUGCAGAAACACGGAUAUUGCUAAUCAGUUAAAAGACGAGAUUGUGAAAGAAUCAAACAAUGGCAAUAUCACAGUCCGUAAAUUGGAUUUGUCAUCGUUGCAAUCGAUCAGAAAGUUUGCGUGGCAGAUAAAUCAAGAGGAAAGCAGAUUGGACGUGUUGAUCCAUAAUGCUGGGACUGCAGAGACUUUCAGGAAAAUAGUUACGGAAGACGGACUAGAACAGACUAUGGCUACCAAUUACUUUGGGCCAUUUUUGCUGACGCAUCUUUUAAUCGAUUUAUUGAAACAAUCGAAACCAAGUCGCAUCAUAGUGGUUGCGUCAGAACUUUAUCGAUUAGCGUGUUUAAAUCUUGACAAUAUUAAUCCAACAUUGACCUUGCCGGCGUAUCUGUAUUACGUAUCAAAGUAUGCGGAUAUAGUCUUUACAUUGGAGCUGGCGCGACGUUUAGAGGGCUCGGGAGUGACGGCAAAUUGCUUACAUCCCGGGAUGAUAGACAGUGGAAUCUGGCGAAACGUACCCGCUCCGUUAUCUUGGGGUUUGAAAUUAAUAGUUAAGGCUUUCUUCAAAACACCCAAGCAAGGCGCACAUACGACUAUUCAUCUCGCAGUUUCUGACGAACUUAACGGAGUUUCGGGAAAAUACUUUAUGGAUUGUGCCGAACGUGGAUUAUCGAAUGCUGUGAAGGAUCCUGCUAAAGGCAAGAAAUUGUGGGAAUUAAGCGAGCCUCUGGUGAGGUUGCAAUCAUCAGACCCGAAGAUUUAAAUGCAAUCUUUUUUGUAAAUUUUUAUAUAAUUUUUAGCAUUUGUUAUAUAAGUAACAAUUUUUUGUACUUAAGAUAUAUUUUAAUAAUGAUUUCACUUAACUUGCCAGUACAACUUGCCUCAUAAUGAAGUAUCGAAACUUUAUUAAUAAAUAUUUUUUAUACUAAAAAAUAAUUUUGCAAAUAUUAUAAUUUU
This is a messenger RNA of Temnothorax curvispinosus, 1505 nucleotides long. RefSeq names its product retinol dehydrogenase 14. Bases 313 to 1311 code for a protein of 332 amino acids. The record is from RefSeq and is a predicted model, not a curated record. The transcript has 5 exons. NCBI's taxonomy places the organism in Eukaryota, Metazoa, Arthropoda, Insecta, Hymenoptera, Formicidae.